UAAACCAUCCAGCACAGCUUCCGAGGAAUAAGGCGUUCUGAUCCGGGACACUUGGAGCCGAAACAGUAAGACCUAAAAUUACGAACUAGCAAACAAUAAGGAUGGAAAUGGACCGCCAAGAACAAGAAAGGGUGUCGGCGGGCUCCAACCCCACGAUUCUGACACCAUAAUCCGCGGAAAUCAGAUAGCUACAUCUGCUAUGAAACGACAUGUAUUCUGAAGGGACAGUUAUGAUAAGAGUUGCUGCAGGGUGCCGCAGAGCCUUGGUGCUCUAUAGUAGGUAGUUUAAUGAUUUUAUGGUAAUUAUGGUCUUUGGGGUGGGGAUGGAUUAAUGAACGGAUCUGAUAUGUUUGCGUUAAGUCAGUGACCACCAUUGGCAGGGUAAGCUACAUGUCAUAGUGAAAAAUCUACCUAUACCGCAUUCUGGCAAUUUCAGCUACAGGCAAUUGAAUUGCACAGGGUGGUUGAAUGUCUUCAAACAAAUUAAUUAAACAUUUAAACGAUCUGGGAAAAUGCAGCCAAUGUGAUCAUGGCGUUUUCCAUACAUUAAACUCGUGUUUCUAGCAGCAAUUCGUAAACGCUGGUCUUGCACCGAAACAUAUGCUCUAAAAAAGACUCUAAAUACGUGACGCAUCUAACGUUGGGAAUCCUUCCCAUCAGCUGAAACAGCCUACCUAUUUCGCUGCUCGGAGGAAGCGCUAUAAAGAAGGAACAUGACUCAUUUGCAAGCGGGCUUAUCCCCAGAAACGCUGGAGAAAGCCAAGGUGGAGUUGAAAGAAAACCCUGAUACUUUGCAUCAAGACAUACAGGAGGUGAGGGAUAUGAUUAUCACGCGCCCAGACAUUGGCUUUCUCAGGACAGACGAUGCUUUCAUCCUGAGAUUCCUCAGAGCGCGGAAAUUUAACCAUUUCGAGGCGUUCCGGUUGCUUGCUCAGUAUUUCGAAUACCGACAGCAAAACCUGGAUAUGUUCAAGAACUUGAAAGCGACUGACCCGGGUAUCAAGCAGGCUCUGAAAGACGGGUUCCCCGGGGUACUGUCCAACUUGGACCGAUAUGGCAGGAAAAUUCUGGUUCUGUUCGCCGCAAACUGGGAUCAGAGCAGGUACACAUUUGUGGAUAUAUUGCGGGCUAUUCUCUUGUCUUUGGAGACCAUGAUAGAGGACCCUGAGCUGCAGGUGAAUGGAUUUGUGUUGAUAAUUGACUGGAGCAACUUCACCUUUAAGCAAGCUUCAAAACUAACGCCAAGCAUGCUGCGGCUUGCCAUCGAAGGCCUUCAGGAUAGCUUCCCAGCCAGGUUUGGAGGAAUCCAUUUUGUCAACCAGCCGUGGUACAUCCAUGCCCUCUACACGGUCAUACGGCCCUUUCUGAAGGACAAGACAAGAAAACGGAUUUUCAUGCAUGGGAACAAUCUGAACAGCCUGCAUCAGCUAAUUCACCCGGAGAUCCUGCCCUCAGAGUUGGGAGGGAUGUUACCUCCCUACGACAUGGGCACCUGGGCUCGGACCCUGCUGGACCACGCCUACGACGAGGAGCCCGAGUACAGCCCGGAGUCCUACACUCUCUCCGUCAAGGACCUGGAGAAGGACCUGUCCCCCAAAACCAUGAAGAGGUCCCAGUCGGUGGUGGAGCCCGGGGUGCUCAAACGACCAGAAAAAGUGAAGAGCGAGGAAGAGAACCUGCAGCCGCUACUUUCACUGGACUAAACAAAACAUCGCCCCCUACCAGCGAGGAGGCAGAGUGCACCGUUCCCCUAAUUCAUGUACAGUACAAAAAAUAAAAAUAAGAAACAGGGUGGAUGAAAGGGAACAUGAGAAGAAAAUGUCAAAAGCAGCGGUUUACCUGAAUUUUGCCAAUGGGAACAGCUUCGAAGUGACGGAAUGUUCCACGUGUUAUUGCUAAGUGCCAAUACAAAACUGUAAAUACACCUCAGUACACUUUGGAUUCGGAAGCUAUUGCGACAGCAACAGACUGUGUACAGACUGAUGUGAAUAUUCCAUAUGUUUUUGUUGUGAAGUGUUCUGUGACGAUCCAUAGGUUGUUGGGGGAACGACACUCGGAAUGGCCGAAGAUGUGGUUUACGUGCUGUAGGAGUAUCCAAACAGACAGGAAGACAGGUGCAGCUCAGGGUCUGAAUUCUAGAGCAGGCAAAUGAAGAACUUGAUGACCUGGGGAAAAAAAAGAAUGAUCUGGAAUUCUGUUACUCAGACACGACAGUAGACCAUAAUCUGGACAUCAUUCACAUCGAUUCCCGAGCUGUGCUUCAUGGUGGUGAAUUUCUGCUGCACUCAGCUGUUUUUCUUUGGUCACAAUAAAAGAGAAAUUCAGGUUUUUUUGCAUCUUUAAAGCAAAUAGUCCUUUACACAGGGACGUGCAAGGAAAUUAUUGUAUGCUGGAGGAAUUAUAUUGCUAUUCUCUCUGAAGGAUAUUAAAUGGAAUGCUCAGUUUUCCUAGUCUACAUUGUAAAAAAAAGUGUCUUUCCUGUAAAUUAUUAAGGGAGUUUCCAACAGAAAGACACUUAACAGCAGUUCUAGGAGUGCUAACCUUAACUUUAUGCUAACUCAAUUCUAUGGAAGUAUUCUUGUUUGUUAAAUUAUGCAAUUCAGUCUAACGUCAAAAAAAUGUAUACUCUAGUACAUAAUUUAUUUGAAAGUCAAAAACUGAGUUUGCAAUUGUUUUCAGUGAAGGGCAUGUUAUUAUUAGCCUAGCAGGUGUUACAGUGACACGUUACCUGUCCCAGAGUAUUUAGAAUGAAGACCUGUCCAGUAUGAAUUGAUUCUGAAUGCACACAGACAUUUCAGUCCUUCUCUUCUUUGUGUGUUUCGUGCUGGCAUCAGACGAACAGAGGUAUUAAGCAGUGCGCCACCAAGUGUAUGGAAUGUUACUUGAAAAAUAAUUUAAAUAUAUAGAUAUAUAAAUAUUAUUUUUCUCAUGUACUAUUUUAUGAUGUUGAACUUGUACAUUGAUGUACACUCAUACAGUAUGUGAUGGACAUGUUUUGGGGUGGUCUAUACGGCGGGUUAAUUCAAUACCAUGGCGUCCUAUAAGAAAUGAGGGAGGUUUCAUUUCUCACAACCUUUUGCUUUUGCACGUUACUGAAGUCCCAGGCAAAGCUCAGGGUGGCAGACAUCUCUGUACCGACAAAGCAAUGCCUGUUAUGUCACAAACACUGACUCUGAUGUGUGCGUAGCUGUCUCAGUGCAGACCAGAUAGGCCCCUCCGCCCAUGAACGUAGAAAGCCGUGCAGAAAAUCUCAGACCAGCUCGCCGCAAGUUUGAGAGAAAACCGUGCCGACUUCCCCAUACCCUUGGGCAAAGGAAGCGCUAUUUUGUAGUGUCAGUAGUGCACAGCCUUUCUGUAUUAUUUAAAGACAGGGUUUACAGACAUGUCACAAUAGAGAAGCUGAUGUUAUGUACAGCUGAACCAGGGAAGUAUUAAAGAUGGUAAAAAAAGCUAGCAUGGAUGAGAUGAGAUGAAUCCAGAAACUCAACAGUAUUUGUGUAACCUUUUGUUCUGAAAUUGAAUGUUUUAGGGCAUUGAAGGCUUCAACGAUGAUUUGUUAUUCCAUUGUAUUUCCUCUCAGACCAUAAAACUUUGGAGUUUGUAAAAAAGAAAAAACAGCCAAAUAAUACUAGUUAAUAAGGCUCAAAAAAAGCAUAAAACAAAACAUUAAAAUAAUUUCAAAGCCUUUAAUAUGCUGUUCUGCUGUGUACAAUUUUCAUUUGGUCUACAGAGGGUUCCUUUCUUAACCAAAGCCCCACAAGCUAUUAGAAAUAAAAGAAUGUUUUGCUUUAAUAUUGGGCUAAAUGAAUGGUAUAACUACAAUCAAUUUUCUGAAUGUGUAUACAUGUUUUAGUUUAAACUUUAUAUGUCACAUACUGUAUAUAAAAAAGGAAAGACAGCAAAAACCAUAUUUAACAUCCCUGCUGAAAAAAACAGCUCAAGCUAGGUUUUGAAACAGCUGGUGACCGGUUGACCAGUUAGACCAGCUCCGUACUCAACAUGGUUGGACCAGCUCAAGCUAUGUUUUGAAACAGCUAAUAGCUGGUACUUCAAGCUGGUCGUAGCUGGAUUUUACAGCAGGGAUACCUUGCAUUAGGGCUGGAAGUGCUUGUGAAGGGACACAUUGUAAUGCGGAGGCUUUGCAGUAAGUACUCCUCUGUUUGGCUACUGCCUGUGAUUCUCAGUGAGAGUGUAGGUGGGUGUUAUGUGUGUAAAUGUCAUUACAGGGGACAUGUUGAAAUAAUUUACGUAACUGAAACAAGCAGACAAAAAGUAAACAACAAUAAAUAUCGACACCCUUGUUCGAAA
This is a messenger RNA of Conger conger (European conger), 4308 nucleotides long. RefSeq names its product clavesin 2 (gene clvs2). The transcript has 5 exons. The record is from RefSeq and is a predicted model, not a curated record. Gene Ontology annotation, cellular component: membrane. Gene Ontology annotation, molecular function: phosphatidylinositol bisphosphate binding. NCBI's taxonomy places the organism in Eukaryota, Metazoa, Chordata, Actinopteri, Anguilliformes, Congridae. Bases 714 to 1703 code for a protein of 329 amino acids.